AAACAAAUGAACCGUUAAGAAAUAUUUAUCAAAAAGUUAUUUAAAGGGACUGAAGGGACGCUACCAUAUAUAUUAGGCCCAUAAGGUAAAUCUGGCGCUUUCAUCUGAUUGAAUGGUGAGCGGGUAUUGUUGGCAUCGAUUCGGUUCUGUGUUCGGAGGAGGCCCAGUUCGACGAGCUCAGCGCCAGUUAGAACAAAAAACACAAUGAAGGAAGUGGAAUAUGCUCAUCAGAACAGAUCUGAAAGUCUGCCUUUAGAGGACAAAGUGCAGAAGAAAUACCACGGCGUCCAUCAGCAGCAGGAUGUUGGUAGAAAUCAAACCGCUGAAAAUCAGCAUCUUUGGGGGAAGAAAAACGAGAUUUCUUGGAAAGUAAGUCUGGGCCAACAGGAUGCAAUGCCAUUCUACAUAAAGGAGGAGGAGGAGGAACUUUGGAUCAGUCAGGAAGGAGACGAGCUGCUUGGAGGAGAUGAAGCUGAAUACGGAAAAUUCCCAAUUAAUGUUGUAGUGAAGAACGAAGAUGAUGAAGAGGAACCCGAGUCUUCACAGCUUCAUCAGAGCCAAACCAACACCAGAGAGAUGGAAUCUCCAACCAGCAGCUCCUUUAAAUGGAUUAAAACAGAAACUGAUGGAGAGGACUGGGGACGACUGGAACUYAUCUCGAAGACCGAUCCAAAUAAUUUCAAAAUAAAUAAACACAGAAGGGCUGCAGACUCCCUAGACAAUGAAGCCAGCGAAAAUGAGGAUAAUCACUGUUAUAAUAACUGGCAUGGACCUAUAGCGGGGACUGAAAAUCGAUGGAAGGGAGGCCAGUUAGCUGAGGCAGGCAUGAAUAGCGAUGCAGGCUGUAAUGCUUCCAGAAAGGUCUUCAGCUGCUCUGAGUGCGGUAAACAGUUUCUGGACGAGCAGUCUCUAAGGAGACACAUGAGACGCAACACAGAAAAAAAUUCUUCAGACUGUUCAGUUAUUCAGAAAUGCUCCGAAGUGAAGAAAAAUGCAGAUUCACAGGCCAAAGUCCACACAGGCAAGAAAAACUUCAGCUGCGAGAUAUGUGGCAAAACUUUCAGAGAUCAUUUCAGCCUUACGUCUCACAUCAGAGUGCACACAGGAGAGCAGCCGUUUGGUUGUGAAGUAUGCGGUAAAAGAUUCAAGCACCAGCAUGACGUGAAGAAACACAUGAGAGUUCACACAGGAGAGAUGCCUUUUUGCUGCGAAGUUUGUGGGAAACGAUUCAAGCACCAGCAUAAUCUGAAGACGCACAUGAGAAUCCACACGGGGGAGAAGCCCUAUGUUUGUGAUAUUUGUGGGAAAAGAUCACGGUUUCAGCACAACCUGAAGACACACAUGAUAAUUCACACAGGAGAGCGUCUGUUUGACUGUGAUCUUUGUGGGAAAAAGUUCACUUGUAAGAAAAGCCUUAAGGCGCACGAGUCGGUCCACACCGGAGAGAAACCACACAGCUGUGAGAUCUGUGGUAAAUGUUACAAACGGAAAACACACCUCAGGACUCACAUGACGUCCCACACUGAGGAAAGGCCUUUUGGCUGUGAAGUUUGCGGCAAAAGAUUUAACCGUAAGACAUACCUUGAAACGCACAUGGCGGUCCACACAGGCGAGAAACCUUAUAGCUGCGAUUUCUGUGGUAAAAGAUUUACCAGAAAAACGCAUUURGAUUCACACAUUAUAGUUCAUACAGGAGAAAAACCAUUUGGCUGUGCCGUCUGUGGGCAGGAAUUCACCCAACAGGGAAGUUUAGACCGGCAUAUGACAUUACACCUAGGCUAAUGAGUUUGUGUGAAUGCAAUGUGUAGACUUGUAAGGUAGGUAACUGUGUCUGUAAGACURAUGGAAAUUAGGCCAAAUAUACAUCAUCUUAAAAUCAAUAAAUCCAAAAGGUUUAUUGAAAAUUAACUGAAAAGGUAUCUAAUAGUUUCUUAAGAAGUGAAGUGUUAUGUUGAUUAGUUUGGAUAUUAUGUUUAGCCGGUAUAGUAGUAUAAGGGAUGUUACAGAUUAAUGACCAAUGGCAUCACUACAAACACCCAUAAGUGGGUUAAUAUGAAUUGGUUUUUUCUUCAAUUCUAACUCAUUUGGGCGGAAUAUUGUGUUUACAUAUGUUCUGUAUAUAUGUUGGGAGAAUUUGAUUUUCAUCUGUCAGCUUGAGUUUGACAGAUGUUCUUCAGCUCUAAGUCUUGGGGUCUGUUGACUAAUUUCUGCUUUGGUUAAUCAUGUAAGCAAUUUGUGUUGCAUGACAAUAACAGAGUGGUUAAAAACACUAAAUAAAUACUUUCUGCAAUAUA
Molecule: messenger RNA, 2294 nt
Organism: Poecilia reticulata (guppy)
Lineage: Eukaryota; Metazoa; Chordata; Actinopteri; Cyprinodontiformes; Poeciliidae
Source: RefSeq, a predicted model, not a curated record